Molecule: messenger RNA, 586 nt
Organism: Closterium sp. Naga37s-1
Lineage: Eukaryota; Viridiplantae; Streptophyta; Zygnematophyceae; Desmidiales; Closteriaceae
Source: the annotation of a GenBank genome assembly
CCAUCUCCCCUUCACGCCACUACAGGGCUUCAGGACAGUAGCCCCAUCCGCCCAUCUCGCCACUCUCAUCGCUCCCAAGCUCGAGCCAGCAGCGGCGCUGGCAGAGGGGGAGAGGAGGGACGUGCAACUUAUCAUUCGGAAUCUCACCUCCACUACGGAUUUUGGGUUCGCCUCGUGUGAUGCACCCGAGGGGGCGUCGCUCCCGCGCAACUGGUCUCUGCUGCCCAUGCGGAAGGAGCUCCAGUGGGUGAUUUCCAACAUUACACUCCAAAUGAACAACAGCAACUACGAUGUAGUGCACGUGCGGCGGGGAGACAAAGUCCUGGACUCUAAACGAUGGCCCAAUCUGGACAAAGACACACGGCCGGACAGUCUCCUCAAGCGUCUACUGGAGCUGGUUCAGCCUGGUAGAUUCCUCUACAUUUCAACGGACGAGCGUUCUCCGGGUUUCUUCGACCCCCUAAAAGACAAGUUCAACGUUCGGAUGCUGGGAGAUUUCAAGGACUUAUGGGCACCGGGGACUGCGUGGUUUCAAGUCUACUCGGACAUGCUGGGGAAGGAUGUUACUUUCGACUCGUACAUGGAG